Molecule: messenger RNA, 2208 nt
Organism: Xenopus laevis (African clawed frog)
Lineage: Eukaryota; Metazoa; Chordata; Amphibia; Anura; Pipidae
Gene: clk2.L
Product: CDC like kinase 2 L homeolog
Exons: 13
Coding region: 48-1658 (536 amino acids)
Biological process (GO): regulation of RNA splicing
Cellular component (GO): nucleus
Molecular function (GO): kinase activity; protein kinase activity; protein serine/threonine kinase activity
Source: RefSeq, a predicted model, not a curated record
GCGGGGCCAAGGGGAGUAUCAGCUGAGUGUUGGGAGGAGCCGUGUGGAUGCGCGAGCACAGCGGUGAGAGAGAAAGAGACGGAAGGAUCCCGGUUACACGCACCGCAAUCACGGACUUUCUGUGGGACAAGAGAACCGGCCUGGCUGCGAGAGCGAUGCCGCGCUCCAGACGGUACGGUUGUUCAGAGAGGGGCAGUUCCCAUGAACGUUACAGAAGUCGCAAGCACAGGAGGAGAAGGAGCAGAUCACGGAGCAGUAGUAGUAGUGACAGAGGCCGUGAGCGCAGACACAAGCAGGGUGACAGUUACCAUGAGAGGUCUCGCAGUUAUGACCAGCGCUCAUCAGACAGAAGAGCUUACGAUCGUCGUUACUGUGACAGCUACAGAAGGAAUGACUACAGCAGGGACAGAGGGGACGUGUACUAUGAGACAGACUACCGGCACUCCUAUGACUACAAGCACUCUCGGGACGACAGCUACAGGAGCUGCAAGAGCACUCGCCGGAAACAGAAGCGGAGGAAGCGCAGAACCAGGUCUUAUAGCCAGUCCUCAUCGAGGAGUCGCCAGAGCAGCAGGCGGGCAAAGAGUGUUGAAGACGACGUGGAGGGCCACCUGAUCUAUCACAGCGGCGACUGGCUACAAGAAAGAUAUGAAAUUGUGAGCACACUCGGGGAAGGAACGUUUGGCCGAGUCGUUCAGUGCGUAGAUCACAGGAGGGGAAAUUCCAGAGUGGCAUUAAAAAUCAUUAAAAACGUGGAGAAAUACAAAGAGGCAGCUCGUCUGGAGAUCAACGUUUUGGAAAAAAUCAACGAGAAGGAUCCGGAGAACACACACCUAUGCGUGCAGAUGUUUGAUUGGUUCGACUAUCACGGACACAUGUGCAUCUCCUUUGAGCUGCUGGGCCUCAGCACGUUUGAUUUCCUGAAAGAGAACAACUACUACCCGUACCACAUCCACCAAGUCCGACACAUGGCCUUCCAGGUGUGCCAAGCAGUAAAAUUUCUUCAUGACAACAAACUGACUCACACUGACCUCAAGCCAGAAAAUAUUUUAUUUGUCAAUUCCGACUAUGAGCUGACGUACAACAUGGAGAAGAGGGACGAGCGGUGCGUCAAGAGCACAGACAUCAGAGUUGUGGACUUUGGCAGCGCCACGUUCGAUAACGAGCAUCACAGCACCAUUGUUUCCACACGCCAUUACCGGGCACCAGAGGUUCUACUGGAGCUGGGCUGGAACCAACCGUGUGAUGUGUGGAGCAUCGGCUGCAUUAUCUUUGAGUACUACGUGGGGUUCACCCUCUUCCAGACCCACGAUAACCGAGAGCAUUUAGCCAUGAUGGAGAGAAUUCUGGGCCCCGUCCCCUCACGGAUGGUUAGAAAAACCAGGAAGCAGAAGUAUUUCUACCAUGGACGCCUAGACUGGGAUGAUAACACUUCAGCAGGUCGAUAUGUCAGAGAGAAUUGCAAGCCCCUAAGGAGGUACAUGAUGAUGGAGACUGAGGAGCACCACCAGCUCUUCAAUAUGAUUGAGGGCAUGCUGGCUUAUGAACCCUCCAAACGCAUGACACUGGCAGCGGCUCUCAAGCACCCCUUUUUCAGCCCGUUUAAGGGAGACCCUACACUUAAGCACUGGGACACCGGCCGGGACAUAAGCCGAUGAUUGGAGUGCAUUACCUGCACACUGAGACACUGCCUGCACUGGGAGACGGAUCAUAAGCUGAGAGAGCACUACCACCUGCGCUCACACACCUUCCCAAGCUUGUCAUAAUAAAUUGACAGCCGGAACCUACAGUGCUCUUUCCUUUUAUACCUGAAUGGACUGAACCUUUCUUACAUGUAAAGCUGUGUUAAUAUGUAAGAUACUCUAAUUAUAUGCCUAUAUAAAUAUAUAUAUAUUCUGUACAUGCAACUGCAGCAACUUGCACACAGGCUGUCCUGUAAAUAAUUCCUGCCUGUAACUGCCCCUUCUGGGGUCACUGCGGGUGCUUUGCUGCCCACUUAAUUUAUGUCAGUGUUAGGGAGGAGGGCAGCAAGCUUCUCACGUGAUGCCAGGGAGCAUCAUCCUGUUUUUAUAAGCUUUUGUACAGUCUUUGUGAGAAAUAAACUCAACAUGUUUGUAUGUGGGAUGCCCAAGGUGUGCCACCCUUUCUUUCAACUGCCAAUGUACUCGCUGUGUACAGAAAUAGCUGAAGUAAAGCAUAAAAACCCGC